Messenger RNA from Haemonchus placei, 432 nucleotides. Lineage: Eukaryota; Metazoa; Nematoda; Chromadorea; Rhabditida; Trichostrongylidae. The record is from the annotation of a GenBank genome assembly.
AUGCAACAUUCUCCGCCGAUAUCAGAUGCUCAAAUUCGUGCCCUAUUUCUGGUCAAUGCUUUGCCAUUUAUUGGAUUUGGCUUCCUCGACAAUAUGAUUAUGAUCGUUGCAGGGAACUACAUCGAUCAGGGGUUGGGCACGUUGUUGUGCCUUUCAACCAUGGCUGCAGCUGGUUUUGGAAAUUUGAUAUCUGAUGUGGCUGGUGUUGGCCUCGCACACUAUGUCGAGAGCGUUUUCCACAAAUUAGGAGUCAGACAUCCAGUUCUAACGACAGAACAGCUGUGCAGUUCUAGGGCUCGUUGGACGACAAAUGCUGCGCGCGCUUUUGGACUUUCAAUCGGAUGCAUCAUUGGGAUGUUCCCAUUGUUAUUUUUUGACCCAGAUAGUAGCGAAAAUGCUCGGAAUAAAUCCGAGACUUCCCCGAAUACGUAA